AUGUUUGCGUUGAAUAUUACUGACAUAAAAACUUUUGAGCUGAAACUGAAGUUUGGAUUUGGCUUACACGGCAGGGUUCACAUAACAGAGGUACAUGAUGCAAAUGAUUUGGAAAAUCCAUUUUCUGGCUACAAAAUUGGGCAAACAGUGACGGCAAGAAUAGUUUCAAAGCCUAAUGAUGCUGAUAGCAGCAGAAAUGGAUCACGGUGGGAGCUUUCAGUCCGACCUGAAAUGAUGAAAUACAAAGAACGAGUGCUUGGAUUGAUUCUUGUUUCACCGAUUUGUAAAGGACCUUCAUGGACUGAAUGGAUUUACAACAAGGUCUUGAUGAACUUAUUGUACUUCUAUGGUAUGUGCGGUUUACUGAAGGAAUGCCUCCUGCAACGUUACUUCAGUAAGGAGCUUAGAUGCAGUAUUGAGGGAUCAGAAUCAGAAGUAAUACUAACUUGCCAAAGAGUACAUUCUCUUUUCUGUUUUGUAUGCGUAAAAUUUAUAAUGCUGAAUAUAUUUGUUGCAGGAACAGACACAAGCACGUACACACUAGAAUGGGCAAUGGCAGAGUUAAUGCACAAUCCAGAAAUCAUGUCAAAAGUACAAAAUGAACUCGAACAAGUUGUUGGCAAAGGUAUUCCAGUCGAAGAAACAGACAUAGCCAAAUUACCAUACAUGCAAGCAGUUAUAAAAGAGACGUUUCGUGUACAUCCACCAGUUCCGUUAUUACUACCUCGCAAAGCAGAAACAGAUGUUGAAAUUGGUGACUACAUUAUUCCAAAAGAUGCACAAGUUUUGGUUAAUGCUUGGGUUAUUGGCAGAGAUCCAAGUAAAUGGGAGAAUCCUAAUGCUUUUGUGCCGGAGAGAUUUUUCAAUAGUGAGAUUGAUUUUAAAGGACAUCAUUUUGAGCUUAUUCCAUUUGGGUCUGGUAGAAGAAUUUGUCCUGGUUUGCCUUUGGCUAUUAGAAUGUUGCCUUUGAUGUUGGGAUCUUUGGUUAAUUGCUUUGAUUGGAGACUUGAAGAUGGAUUGAAUGUCGAUGAUUUGAAUAAGGAAGAUGAGUAUGGGAUUACCUUGGAAAAAUCUCAACCUGUGAGAAUUGUUCCAAUCAAAUUGACUAAGCAAUAA
Molecule: messenger RNA, 1116 nt
Organism: Vicia faba (fava bean)
Lineage: Eukaryota; Viridiplantae; Streptophyta; Magnoliopsida; Fabales; Fabaceae
Source: the annotation of a GenBank genome assembly